AUGGCCAACGAGUACUAUGCUGUGAUUUUAGAGUUUUCCGCCCGGAAAAUCAAUAUUGGUUUUGCCGGAGAAGCGGCUCCUUCAGUUUCAAUACGGCCUGACCUGCCGAUCUGGAUUCGCUACCAUCCACCAUAUAAAGAGACAUAUCCACGCUACUUCCAGCUUCAAUCCCAUUCCAUAACUCAAGAACAAAAAGAGGAGAUUCUUCUCUCAUUGAAAGACGAUAAUGAAUCGCUGAAGUCCCUCAAUGCAUUCCAGGAAGCUCAUCGUAAAGGUGAGUUCGCUUUCUGGGAGCAGGAUGGAUAUGAAUCCCUAUGUCGCCUUUUGAAGCAUGUUGUCACGAAACAGCUCAUGGUGACGCCUCGCUACGUCAAGAUCAUGAUCCUAGAUGACGAUAGUUCGGCGUUGGAUAAGUUCCAGCUAUGCAGUGCUGUACUAGGGCCUUUGGGGUGUGCUACUUCUGUGUUCUUCAUACCGCGUGCUCCGUGUAUAUCUAUGGCUGCCAGUGUGGAGGACUCGCUUGUUGUUGAAUUCGGCUGGCUGGAGUGCCGUGUGAGUGCCCUCAGUGAACUUAGAGUUGUGAAACAUACGGUCACUGAGGACUAUUCAGAAGAGACGAUUAGUUUUAGGGAAGCUGAGAACGACGAUGGUGCGGAAAAUGCUGCUUUAAAAGACUUUGCAAAGUUCGGUGGUUUGCCGAAGUUGUUGGCGAAGUUGGUCGGGGAUCUAGCGGUGGAUGUGAGACCACAGGUUCUUCAAAACCUCGUUUUCUGCGGCGACAUCGCCAGCAUCGAUCUCCAGAGACAUCUUGUGAAAGAAUCCCAGAAAGAGUAUCCCAAACUUACCGUCUCCGGAAAGUACUGCCUUGGAGCUUGGGCUGGAGCAUCGAUCUACUGCUCUACGUCGUUUCUCAAACAUGACAUGAACGCAUUAAGACACAAGGAGGUGACUUUGGAGAAGCUCCGCACAGGAAAAUGGAAGGAUGUCUUCCUAGGUAGCUAG
Molecule: messenger RNA, 1002 nt
Organism: Candidozyma duobushaemuli
Lineage: Eukaryota; Fungi; Ascomycota; Pichiomycetes; Serinales; Metschnikowiaceae
Exons: 1
Coding region: 1-1002 (333 amino acids)
Source: RefSeq, a predicted model, not a curated record